CCACGUCCUUGACCACCUGAGGAUCUCCUUGACCACCUGAGCUCCUCCUUGACCACCUGCCCCCCUCUUUGGCCACUUGACCACCUCCUUGACCACCGAGCGACCAUGUCCGCCGCGCUGGUGCUGACCGUCUACAUCCUGACCUUCACCGUGGGCUUCCCCGCCAACGUCUUCACGCUGGCCGUGCUGGUGGCCAAAUCCCGCCGGCGGCCGGCCGCGCCGCCCCCGGACCACCCCUGCCCCGUUUUGGCCACCUUGACCACGGCCGACCUCCUGCUGCUCAACCUGACGGCCGCCGACCUCCUGCUGCUGCUGGUGCUGCCCUUCAAGAUGGCCGAGGCCGCGGCCGGGUUGGUGUGGCCGCUGCCGGCCGCGCUGUGCCCGGUGGCCAAUUUCUGCUUCUACACCAGCAUGUACCUGAGCAGCCUCUCGUUGGCCGCGCUCAGCGUCCAGCGCUACCUGGGCGUGGCCUUCCCGCUGCGGCUCCAGGGGCGGCGCCGGCCCGGCCGCGCCCUGGCGGUCAUCGGGCUCAUCUGGCUGCUGGCCGGCGGUCACUGCUCCGUGGUGUUCGUGGCCGAGUUCACCAAGACGGCCGAGGUGGGGACGGGCAACCGGAGCGCGGGGUGGGGCCAGGGGGGAGUUGGGCGGCUCAGGGUUGACCCCGUUGACCUCAAGGUUGACCCCGUUGACCUCGUGGACCACAAGGUUGACGCCGUUGACCUCAAGGUUGACCCCAUUGACCCCAAUGUUGACCCCAUUGACCCCAACGUUGACCCCAUUGACUCCAAGGUUGGCCUUGGUCACCUCAAGGUCAACCCCGUUGACCACAACGUUGACCACAAGGUUGACCCUGUUGACCUCAUUGACCACAAGGUUGACCCUGUUGACCCCAUUGACCUCAACGUUGACCGUGUUGACCACAAGGUUGACCCCGUUGACCCCAUUGACCUCAACGUUGACCCUGUUGACCCCAUUGACCACAAGGUUGACCUCAUUGACCCCAUUGACCCCAUUGACGCCAAGGUUGGCCUUGGUCACCUCAAGCUUGACCUUGGUCACCUCAAAGUCAACCCCAUUGACCUCAAUGUCGACCCCGUUGACCACAAGGUCAACCCAGUUGACCCCGUUGACCCCAAGGUUGGCCUUGGUCACCUCAAGGUCAACCCUGUUGACCUCAACUUUGACCCCGUUGACCCCAAGCCCUUCAACGACGUUGACCUCAAACUCAUCGACCCCAACCCCAAAACCCCCAAGACCAACCCCAAACCCAACCCCAAUGACCCCAUUGACCCUGUUGACCUCAAACCCAACUUCAAUGACCCCAAACCCAACCCCAAUGACCCCAAUGACCCUGUUGACCUCAAACCCAACUUCAAUGACCCCAAACCCAACUUCAAUGACCCCCUUGACCCCAAACCCAACCCCAAACCCCCCAAACCCAACCUCAAUGACCCCAAUGAUCCCAAACCCAACUUCAAUGAUCCCAAACCCAACCCCAUUGACCCUGUUGACCCCAAACCCAACCCCAAUGACCCCAAACCCAACCCCAAUGACCCCAUUGACCCCAAACCCAACCCCAAUGACCCCAAACCCACCCACAACCCCCCCGCUGCCGCCCCCUUCAAGUGCUACGACGACUUCUCCGAGGAGCAGCUCCGCUACGUCCUCCCGCUGCGCCUCGAGUUCUUCUUCAUCCUCUUCCUCAUCCCCUUCUCCACCACCAUCUUCUGCUACGUCGGCUUCGUCCGCGCGCUGCUGGCGCGCCCGGCGCUGCCGGCGGCGAAACGGCGCCGGGCGGUGGGGCUGGCCGUGGCCACCAUGGUGAUUUUCGGGCUGUGCUUCGCGCCCUACAACGUGUCGCACGUGGUGGGGUUCUGGCAGGGCCGCAGCCCCGGCUGGCGCGUCUACGCCACGCUGCUGAGCGGCCUCAACGCCGCGCUCGACCCGCUGGUGUUCUACUUCUCGUCGGGCGCCGUGCGGCAGGCGCUGAGCGGGGCGGGGGCGGCGCUCGGGGGGUGCUGGGCCAGGUGGGGGAGGCAAUAAAUUGGGGAGAGAUUGGUUAAAAACGUGCUUGGAUGGGUCAGGAUUUGUCAAAAUUUGUCGAAAUUUGUCGAAACGCGCGCGGAAAGGGUUAAAAAGUUGGUGGAAAUGGAUUGGAAAGGGUUAAGGAGGACGUAGCUCAAAAAAGA
Messenger RNA from Catharus ustulatus (Swainson's thrush), 2189 nucleotides. RefSeq lists its product as uncharacterized. Gene Ontology annotation, molecular function: G protein-coupled receptor activity. Lineage: Eukaryota; Metazoa; Chordata; Aves; Passeriformes; Turdidae. Gene Ontology annotation, cellular component: plasma membrane. The transcript has 2 exons. Gene Ontology annotation, biological process: cellular response to fatty acid; G protein-coupled receptor signaling pathway. The record is from RefSeq and is a predicted model, not a curated record. Bases 106 to 2043 code for a protein of 645 amino acids.